ACAUGAACAUCCGGCGGCAUCACCACCUCUGAGAACGUUUAGUUAGCUAGUUGUGCCUCGUAUUUGAUUUUUGUUCAUUUCACACAGCGACAAAAAUGCCAACACUGUGUUCAGCAUAUAACUGCAAAAAUCGCGGUCCCAAAGCUGAUGUAGGAUUUUUUAGUUUCCCCAAAAAUGACCCUGAAAGACGCAAGCGAUGGAUUAUUAAUAUGAAGUGGAAAGACUGGAAUCCGCAACACCACCACCGUGUGUGCUCUGUUCACUUUGAAGACAAGUACAUUUGCCGGAUGGACAAACGUCAACGUCUCACGCCAGACGCAGUCCCGACCAUUUUUGACUUUCCAGAGAACUUUCAAAAGAAGAAGGCAUCCAUCCACCCACAGAGUAGAAGAGCCAGGAGUGAUGGGUUGCCAGAGAAGUAUACUGCUGCCCAUGUUGUUACAGUGGCUGAACCGGUCACAACACCAAGCCCCACCAUAACAUCAGAGACGAGCAAGCUGGCUAAAGACAAUACUAAAGCUCCAGAAAAAGUUACCUCUUCAAGUUGGUAUAUACAUGUAGAUGAAGAAAUCCAAAUGGCUGAGUCUCUCCCAGGUUUCUUCCACAGUGAUUACUGUCUACCACACAGUAUUCGCUGGGGAUUCAAUGAUGAUGUUGCCCCGAAGGUGGCUUGUGAGAACAUGGAGUUCCAACUUCCACCCCUCAAGCACAUAAUAGAGAUCACAGAGGCAUGGGAGUGGCUGGGUAUGGACAUUAGAGGGCCACUGCCCCUAACACCGAACGGACACCAGUAUGUUCUGACCUUGACAGACUUCUACUCCAAAUGGGUGGAGGCCUUCCCCCUGAGAGGUUGUAGCUCUACUGAGGUAGCACAGCAUGUAGCUGAAGUCAUCUCUCACUUUGGCUUCCCUUUUGGAAUCCUUGUUCGACUAAAGAGGAAGUUUACCAGUAAGAUCAACCUUGCCUUAAACAGUCAUUUGAAGCUGAAGGGGUUCUCUCUCUUAUACCGUCAUCGGCAAGUUGGAUCACUGGAUCUGGCCACACAAACCCUGAUUAGCAGGAUGGUGUCUGAUCUUGUGAAGGACCAUCCAGACAACUGGGAUGUCUGCCUCCCUGCAAAGGUGUUCAGCCUGUGUUUCAAGGAGCACCCCAAGACCAAGCAGAGACCUUUCUCUCUGCUGUGCUGCAAAGGACCACAGCCGGUCACCACCCCUAGGGAUCUGUCUUUCAGUCCUGCAGAGCUCAGAGAGAGUUCCUUUGCAAUCCAGUUAAAUCAAGAGGGUGGGCAUGACACUGAUCCGCAAGACAUGGUUGGCGUUGAAUCUGGAAAGGAAAAAGCUGGAAAGAGCACUAUUACCAGGGUCUCCUUUUUAAGGAGCAACACUGAGAGUAACAACACUGACGGUAACACAUAUGGUCACCCCGACGGUCUCACGGACGGUAGCACGGACGCUAGCACGGACGCUAACCCCGACGGGAGCACGGACGCUAACCCCGACGGGAGCACGGACGCUAACCCCGACGGGAGCACGGACGCUAACCCCGACGGGAGCACGGACGCUAACCCCGACGGGAGCACGGACGCUAACCCCGACGGUAGCACGGACGCUAACCCCGACGGGAGCACGGACGCUAACCCCGACGGUAGCACGGACGCUAAGCCCGACGGUAGCACGGACGCUAAGCCCGACGGUAGCACGGACGCUAAGCCCGACGGUAGCACGGACGCUAAGCCCGACGGUAGCACGGACGCUAACCCCGACGGUAGCACGGACGCUAAGCCCGACGGUAGCACGGACGCUAAGCCCGACGGUAGCACGGACGCUAAGCCCCGACGGUAGCACGGACGCUAACCCCGACAACAACCGUAACACCAACAGUGAGCGAUCCUCUGAAGAACAUCAUGCCAUGGAAAACUGAAUAAUUGAUUGGAUGAGCGCUCUAUCGGGGGUGUAGUUUUUAUUUUAUCAUUUUGUUUAGAAACACUUGUCUUUUAUGGUUGUUUGACUGGUGCACUGCGUCAUGAUUGUUACACAGGAGGAUGAUAGGAGUUUAUGAACCAACUGGAUCAAUUCAAAAUCAGUCAAAACAUCAUGCAUAGCAGCAUAGAUGAUGGAAUAGUGAUACGCUUAUCCUAAAAUCAAUUUCUUUAUUCUACCCCGUAAACAUUCUACCCCGUAAACCCCCCCCCCCCCCCCCAAGUCAAUGAAGCCAAACAUGGGUUAUUGUAGUACAUUAUUGUAGUAUAGAAAAUUUUACCUUACAUUAUCGUAGCAUAUACUGUAGAUAUUUUCACCUUACUUGAUCUUGGAAAAAUCCACUUGAAAGCUCCUCCAACUGGUAAUUAGUAGUAAGAAACUUAUCCAUCAUCCCUGAGCUCUGACUUCUCCCACAUGCUGACCUCUGACGUCACGUACUAAGGAAAUUACUCCCAUAACAGCAUUUUCGGCAGUUAAAUGCAACAAAACAUUAUUUAUAAAAAGCAAUCUUGUUAUUGUUUUUGAACACAUUUGUUUACAAUCAUGGUAGCUGUACAUUGUUUAUGGUUGACGUAGUUUGUUGGCCAUUAGCCAAUCGGCGAGUUCAAAGCUUGUGAAUGUAUCGAACUGGUAUUUACGACAUCCCAACUGGUAAAUACUACCUUCCCCAAUUGGUUAUGAACGCAGGAUUAUUAAAUGAACUUUGUUUUAUGCCUUGAAUAGACUGAACACUCAAAUGCAUUUGUUUAUACAAAGAUACUUACAUUA
Molecule: messenger RNA, 2747 nt
Organism: Oncorhynchus masou masou (cherry salmon)
Lineage: Eukaryota; Metazoa; Chordata; Actinopteri; Salmoniformes; Salmonidae
Exons: 12
Coding region: 96-1841 (581 amino acids)
Biological process (GO): DNA integration
Molecular function (GO): nucleic acid binding
Source: RefSeq, a predicted model, not a curated record